Brassicogethes aeneus is the source of this 1743-nucleotide messenger RNA. The record is from the annotation of a GenBank genome assembly. NCBI's taxonomy places the organism in Eukaryota, Metazoa, Arthropoda, Insecta, Coleoptera, Nitidulidae.
UGGCAACACGUUUGUAAUGGUUUAGUAUUAUUUCUAUGGUUGGCAAUAGUGACAUCUGACAUUUACACCAUAACCUUUCUUUUUCAAGUUGACGUUUCACUGACAUCAACGCAAUUUGCAUCAGCAAUCUGUUUACUAAAAACUAAGUGAAAAUGGUGCUCGAUUUAGAUUUGUUCCGUACCGAUAAGGGCGGAAACCCUGAAAAAAUCAGAGAAAGUCAAAAGAAACGUUACAAGGAUGUCGGUCUUGUUGAUAAAGUGGUGGAUUUGGACACCGCAUGGAGACAACUAAGACAUAAAGCGGAUAAUUGGAACAAACUUAAGAAUGUUUGCAGUAAGGAAAUUGGUGAAAAAAUGAAGAAAAAAGAGUCUCAAGGAGAUGCCAAUGAAGCUGUACCAGACAACAUACUGACCAAUCUAGAAACUGUAACUGGGGAUGAUUUGAAAGUUUUAACUGUCAACCAAAUUAAAAAGGUCAGAACCGCCAUAGAUGAGGCCAUAGUAAAAAACGACAAUGACUUACUCAAAACCGAAAAAGAUCGUAAUGAAGCUUUGAAAGAAAUAGGCAACCAUCUACACGAAUCAGUACCAGUUGAUGACGAUGAAGAUCACAAUAAAGUGGAGAGAACUUUUGGCGAUUGCGAGCAACGUAAAAAAUAUUCCCACGUCGAUCUAAUCCAUAUGGUUGAUGGUAUGGAUGGUGAACGAGGUGCCGUGGUCUCAGGUGCUAGAGGAUAUUACCUCAAAGGGGCUGCAGUAUUCUUGGAACAUGCUCUUAUACAGUUAUCUUUAAGGAUUUUGCACAAAAAAGGAUAUACUCCACUGUAUACUCCUUUCUUCAUGAGGAAAGAGAUUAUGCAAGAAGUGGCUCAACUCUCCCAAUUCGACGAAGAAUUGUACAAAGUCAUCGGCAAAGGCAGUGAAAAGGCGGAAGAAAAAGAAAUCGAAGAAAAAUAUCUCAUCGCAACUUCGGAACAACCAAUAGCAGCUUACCAUAGAGAUGAAUGGUUGCCUGAAGCUACUCUACCAAUCAGAUACGCCGGUUUGUCAACUUGCUUCAGACAGGAAGUCGGUUCUCAUGGAAGAGACACCAGGGGAAUUUUUAGAGUGCAUCAGUUUGAAAAGGUAGAACAAUUUUGUUUAACAUCCCCAUUUGAGAACAAAUCGUGGGAAAUGAUGGAUGAAAUGAUCUCCAACGCCGAAGAAUUCUACAAACAACUUGGGAUCCCAUACCGCGUGGUAAACAUCGUAUCAGGAGCACUUAACAACGCAGCUGCUAAAAAACUUGACUUAGAAGCAUGGUUUCCAGGUUCAGGCGCUUACAGAGAAUUGGUUUCUUGCAGCAACUGUCUCGAAUAUCAAGCCAGAAGACUAUUGGUGAGAUACGGGCAAACUAAGAAAAUGAACGCUACUACCGAUUACGUACAUAUGUUGAAUGCUACCAUGUGCGCUGCUACAAGGGUUAUUUGCGCCAUUUUGGAGAACUACCAGACAGAGACAGGAGUUAAGGUACCUGAGGUGUUAAAAGAGUUCAUGCCAGAAAGUUACAAGGAUGAGAUUCCGUUUGUCAAGCCUGCACCUAUUGAUGAGGAGAAAGCCGGCAAAAAGGGAAAGAAGGAAAAUAAGAAGAAAGCUGCCGGAGAGGAAUGACUUUUAUAGGCCAGUUUAUUUAUUUUUUGCAUUUAUAAAUCAAUUUUACCAGUUAUUCCACAAGAUUGUUUUUAAUAAAUCUGCUUUAAUAUAA